Messenger RNA from Lutzomyia longipalpis, 4885 nucleotides. RefSeq names its product fibrillin-1. The transcript has 15 exons. The record is from RefSeq and is a predicted model, not a curated record. Gene Ontology annotation, molecular function: calcium ion binding. NCBI's taxonomy places the organism in Eukaryota, Metazoa, Arthropoda, Insecta, Diptera, Psychodidae. Bases 210 to 4451 code for a protein of 1413 amino acids.
AGUUUGUGAUCGCCAUUCAAGCUAACCGGAAGGAAAUAAAAAUCUCUCUGCGUGGACUAAAAGCCGCCAUCGUGAAAAAAAAUCCGUUAAUUAGUGAAGAUUUUCAUUUAAAGGAAUUUCCAGUGAAAUGUGGUGAAGGGAAUGGAUUUUUCUUUCAAACUGAAAGGAAACGUGAAAAGUGAGCCUUGUGAGAGAAAAACAGUGUGAAAAUGUGGAUUGAUCGUGCGAAGGAGUUUCUGUGGAUUAUUCUCCUUGUCGCAACCAUUCAUAACGUUAACGGCCAGUACUUUGACUGCGAGCAACCACCUCCCGUUGAGCAUGCAUCCUCAACGCUCUCCGUGGACGAUGCUGAGGAUAGUGUAGCUGCCAGGUACACGUGUGAUUCCGGAUUUGAGCUGCAGGGCCAGCCAGAUCUCUUCUGCGACCUCGACACGGACGAAUGGCAGGGGCAGCUCCCCACCUGUCGACCAUCUGAUGAUGCCAGGGCGUCUGAAGGGGCCACGGGCGACCACCAGCAGCAGAGGAAGCGACUCCGUAACCAGAACAUCCAAGAGGAGACCGCAGUCGAUGAUGAUUUAGCGAGUCAGCUUGACCUUUCGUGCAUGGGAGGUCAGAGCGCCGUCAAGCCGCCCAAUAUUGAGAAUGCGUACGUCGUGAAGUUCAACAGACGAAGAAAGGGCGACAACAUCUUCCUAGUAGCUUUCUACGAAUGCGAAGACUACCACGAGUUGAAGGAUCCCCACGUGGAUAGGAUGUACUGCAGUCGUCAGGCGUGGGUGGGCACAAAGCCAGAGUGCGUCUAUGUUGAGGACGGCGAAGACGGUGAAGACGAAGAUUACGAUGAUACGAGGUACGAUGAUGAAAUUAGUCAGGAGAUUCAUUCAAAUGAAGCAAUUCAUCCUGAGGAUGUGGUGGAGGAGGGUGAGGAGGAGGAGUAUGACUAUGAGCAUGAAAAUCAGGAGAUUCCUGAGGAAGUGCAGCCACCUGAACAACAUGAAGUGGUCACUGAGAGUCACAGAAUUGAGGAGGAAACUCCAUCUCCGUCCACAGCAGCUCCCACCACUGAACAACCAGCCCCUACUGAGCCACCCUACAUUGAGCCAACAACACCCUUUGAUCCCAGUUGUGGGCCAGAUCGUGGAGGAUGCGAUCAUGAGUGCCGAAGGGUGCGGCUGGAUCAUGGGCACGAGAGCCACGUGGAGUGUUCCUGCUUCCCGGGCUAUGAGCUGAACGUCCGCGAUGGGCGCACCUGCAACGAUAUCGACGAAUGUGCCAUCCGGAAUGGAGGUUGUGAGCAGCAUUGUCGGAAUGUUGCUGGAUCUUUUGAGUGCUUCUGCGAGGAGGGUCUGCAGAUUGAUACGGCAAAUGGAAGAUCAUGCAUUGACAUUAAUGAAUGCCUGGAUGAAACGAUAGCCGCUCAGUGCCCGUAUGGAUGUGAAAAUGUCCAUGGUUCCUAUCGUUGUCUGGAACCGCCAACAACAACGACAACAGAAGCUCCAUCUUUGCCUGUUUCUGUGUCUCCUGAAUAUGAGGAGAAGCCGCAGGAGGGUGAAGAUCCUCUUCGUGGAGAUCACAGAAGGGAAGAAGAUGAAUACGAAGGUCCCGAUGAGGAUGAUAUUUACGGAGAGUACGAAGAAAGGAACAAUGAAGUUGAAGGAGUUCACCCAGAACAGGCUCCACCGCAGGAACAUGCCUGUCCUGAAGGUUUCAAUAGGAAUCACCAAGGAGAAUGCGAAGACAUCAAUGAAUGUGAGGAUCCACACCAGGGGGGUCGUUGUCCAUACGGUUGUGUAAACGUAGAGGGGAGCUACUACUGCGCUGAUCCUCCACCUCCAACAACUACUGAAGCAGUAGCUCCAGUUGUUGAAGCAUCAGAAGCUUCUGAGGUUACAUCUGAGCAACCAACUCCUGCUCCACCAUCACCGUGCGGAGAUGGUUUCAGGAGGAAUUCAGAUGGAUACUGUGAAGACAUCGAUGAGUGUCAGGAGUCACACACAGGUUGUGAUUUCUGCAAAAACGUUCACGGAGGGUUUGAAUGUUACUGCCCACCUGGGUAUGAGAUGGGAGCAGACGAGAAGACCUGCAACGACAUCAACGAGUGCGAAAUCUACGGACAAGGAAGUGAAGGAUCUUCCGUUCUCUGCUCGCAUCUCUGUGAAAAUACUCCCGGAUCCUUUGCUUGUCUGUGUCCUGAAGAUUAUCACCUUGACUACGAUAGAAGGACAUGUGUGAAGGACUCCUGUGCAGAUCUCGCAGCUUCAGGGAAAACUUUAUGUUCUCACAGUUGCAUCGACAAUGGUGAUGGGCAUUACACCUGCCAAUGUCCUCCUGGAUUCUCCCUGAGUGGUGACCAGAAAACUUGUAUUGAGACAGUUGAUCCCUGUUCUGGGCACGCAGCUUGUCAUCCUGGACGUUGUUUCCCUGUUGAAGAUUACUCAGGAAGUCACUCCUUCCGGUGUGAUUGCCCCGCAGGAUACACAGAGAAGCAUCAGAGGUGUUUGGAUGUUGAUGAAUGUGCUUCAGGGAGUGUUUCCUGCACACACGGAUGCAGGAAUACUGAAGGUGGGUAUCAGUGUGUCUGCCCUGCUGGAUUUGAACUUGCAGAAGAUGGGGCAACCUGUUUGGAUCAGGAUGAAUGCUUAGGAGAGAAUCCUUGUGGAUCCCUGCGCUGUGUUAAUACUCUCGGAAGCUACAAAUGUGUUUGUCCUGAAGGUCAGGAGCUUCAUUCUGAUGGCUUAACUUGUACUUCCGCUGAUCCCUGUGCUCAGGAUAACGGAGGUUGUUCACAUCAGUGCAAUUCUCACUCCGGCGUUAUCUUUUGCUCCUGCCCAGGUGGCUUUGAAUUGGGAUCUGAUGGUAAAACUUGCCGGGAUGUGGAUGAGUGUGCAUCACCAACACGCGGAGGAUGUGAUUCAUCCAAUGGAGCCUGUGUUAACUCUGCAGGAUCAUACAGCUGCCUCUGUCGUCCUGGGUUUGAACUCUCAGCCGACAAUCACACCUGCCGAUCACUUAAUCCUUGCGAUUCGGCUGGUUGUGGUCAUUACUGCGAUGUGAACGAUCGUGGAGAACCUACCUGUUCCUGCAGGAUUGGCUUCAAGCUCGAUCGCGAUAGGAAGUCUUGUUUAGAAAUAAGAGACCUCUGUCCACCAAUUAAGGCUCCUCAGUAUGGAGAAAUGCGCUGCUCUCGUUCACGCCAUCCUACGCAAUAUUUCUACCGCACUCGUUGCAGUAUUUGGUGCCAGAAGGGCUACAAACUCGAUGGGGCGUCUGUUCGUACGUGCAAUGGAACCGGCAUGUGGGAUGCUGAAGAACCAACCUGUGUUCCGCGUGCCUGUCCACGACUUCCACGACCACAAUUCGGCACAAUCUUCCCAACGUCUUGCAUGCUAAACGGCUCUGCAACAGGAGAUCGUUGCCUCAUACACUGCUUCCCAGGAUUCAAGCCAGCCGGGAAGCGUUCAGCACUGUGUGAUGCACAACAGAACUGGACUCCUAGUGGGGAAUUAACGUGCGUUUCAGCUCUGGAAGCUGAGAAUCGCGUUGAAAUUGUUCGGCCUUUUAUCCGGUGCCCCGAAGAUGUGACUGUUGUGGCUCCAAAAGGUCAAACUGCCUUCAAUAUUCGUCUCCAGAGACCACAGACUAACGUUGACUGGUGGAAGUACGUUGAUACGCAUCCAGAAUGGGCAAAACACCUCGAGGGAACAGUUCCACUUGGUGUUACGGAAAUUACUUUCAGAGCACGUAGUCCAAAUGCAAACCUCAAUGAGAUCUGUCGUAUGAAGGUUACCGUGAAGGAGCAGCAGCCGCCAGAAGUAACUUUCUGCCCUGAAAGUAUUGCAGUUCAGCUUGAGGAGGGAGAAACCUUCAAGGCUGUCUUUUGGAAAGAGCCUACAUUUUCCUCCCACAGCCACCUAAAGCAGAUCUAUAAGUCCAGACAACCAGGAGAGAGAUUUGCUCCUGGUGUUCACUUUGUCACGUACGUUGCAACUGAUUUUGAAGGCAUGAGCUCCAAGUGCAGCUUCAGAAUUGUUGUAAAAGAGCCUGUCUCAGAAGCCCCGAAGGCAGUUCAGUUCAUCCCAUCUGAGAGAACUUCAAAGCUUCUGGACAAUCAUGAGUCUUUCCUGGUUUGCCCAGGGAAGGCUGCGGUGAGAAUUGAUACAAACUACCCCCUACACCUCCCACCUGGAUGCUACGUCAAGAAUAUCCUCAUUCGCUACAAUGUCCACCGGAAGCCGCAGCAGCUACAGGGGGCAACGCAGCAGCAGCAGUUGCCGCAGCAACAGCUGCCACAGCAGCAGCUACCGCAGCAACCAAUACCGCAGAGGAUCCCAGUUAGGCGGUACCACGUGCCAGGGAUCGGCGUGUGGCCCCAUCAAAUACAAAGUCCUUUCCGGCACUACCAUCGCUGGGCUUUUCCUCACACCCAUUUCCAGCAUGGAAGAUGGAAUUGAGGGGCAAAUAUUCUUGAGAUAAAGCUUCUGCUGGCAAAAAUAUCUACCUCCGCAAUGAGUUCUCAUUGAUAUUGCAUUUUACAAUGAAUUUAUCUUUUUUUUUGGCAAUUACGCGCACACUCUUAGCCAUGUUUUUAUUACUAUAUAUACGAAUAUAUCCUUAACUCACGAGUUCUUCUUUUGCAGCAGGUGCCACAUCAUACCUUAUCUAAUUAAUCUAUAUUUCUAUCAUUUAUUUUAGUAGUUAAAUUUCUUUUAUCUCUAAUUUGGGGAGGAAGAAAAAAGAAACUAAAAAAAAGAGCAAAAUACUCAUUUUUUUUUCAUCUUAUUGGAGUUGAAAAUUUCUUCUUUUCUUCAUUUUUUUCUUCAUUUAUUUUCUCUCUCUGUGAAAGAAGGGAUAUGAAUUUGUGAAUAAAAGUUACUAAUGAAUGAUA